Molecule: messenger RNA, 1620 nt
Organism: Kwoniella shivajii
Lineage: Eukaryota; Fungi; Basidiomycota; Tremellomycetes; Tremellales; Cryptococcaceae
Exons: 5
Coding region: 1-1620 (539 amino acids)
Molecular function (GO): serine hydrolase activity
Source: RefSeq, a predicted model, not a curated record
AUGCCCUCCGCCAAUCAACCUCCGUCCACCGAUAUCUCUGCCAAUGAUAUGACUGGUGAUCAGCUGGCACUACCUACUUCGCAGAGAAUAUCCACAGAGACCAAGUACGGGAAAGUUCAAGGCGGAAGGACGCGCAACGGUUGCCAGGUUUUCUUGAAUGUCCCAUAUGGUGUCGAUGUUCCACGAUGGACCAACCCUCAACCAUUACCAUCGGAUUAUCAGUACCCGUCCACUCCCUUCAUAUACGACUCAAAGUAUUGUGCGCAACCCGAAAGAACAUAUGCUCAGACCAAUUCAAUUCGAGAUCGUUUAGGUCUAGGUUUGCCAACUGAAAAUCCAUUCUUCGCCGAUAUAUACGUUCCUUCAGAUUACACUCUGUCCCCGCGGCCCCAGGGCUCACCUCUAUUACCUGUGAAAGUCUUUAUACAUGGUGGAUUCUUACAAUAUGGCUCGACAUCAGGACAAUACUACAAUCAACAGUUCUUUCCCGCCGAACACUACAAUGAAGUACGUGUACUGCUGGGUCAUAGGCUAUCUGUUCUUGGUUUCUUAGGAUGUGAAGAACCAAAGAUUUCAGGUAACUUCGGUUUCAAAGAUUGUUGGUUGGGCUUGGAAUGGGUGAGAGAGAAUAUAGAAGCAUUUGGAGGUGAUCCCAAUCAAGUUCAUCUGAGUGGUUUAUCUGGAGGAGGACACGUAGUUCAUCAACUCGUGCAAUAUGCAGCCAGUAGAGCUCCCGCUAAAGCACCAUUCAUAACUGCUCAUCAUCAGUCCAAUGCCAUUCUCGCCGCUCCCCUGUCUCCUGCUUCACGAAGAAAUCAAUUUGAGGCCUUUUGUCAAUCCGUUGGUAUUCCUCCCUCGACGCCGAAUAUCCUUGAACGCCUGAGAGAUACCGACGAAUUUCCAACGAAGAAGAUCAUUACUGCUGUGCAGAACAUGGGGGAACUGUGUACGUUCAGAGGAGUUAUUGGUGAUGACGGAUGGGUCAGCGCAGACCAAGUUAAUUUCCAGCGUAAUGGAGGAUUGGCAAAAGGAUUGAACGACGCCGGUGUGAAAUGUGUGAUUGUUGGCGACGUACGAGACGAGGACUUUUUCUACAAAGGUGUACAUCACUGCGAAACCAGGGAAGAAUUGGUGCCCAACAUUGCUCGAUAUUACCCUUACGAGCAAAGUGAGAGGUUCUUAGCAGCGUAUGGUGAUGUGGCAGAAGAUUCUACUCCGGAGGAGUUAGAUACCCUUCUGGGAAGAAUACUUGCGGAUGGUCAAGUACAUUUGCCGAUACGACUUCUCGCCUCUGAACUGGCCAAAUACGAUUUUCCAGUAGUUCGUUAUGCUGUCGAAUCUGUUGCCAAAAGCUACGGUACCAAUGGUAAAGCGUCGCACGGUACCGAUCUUGCUGUUCACCAAUUGCGAUUGAGUAUCCUCACUCCCGAAGAAACCACUUCUGUUUUGCGAUUCAACGAGAGUCUUUGGUGUGAAGUUGGUAAAGCUGUCAAGGGGGAAGGUUUCGUACAAAAAGACGAAGAGGAAAUGUUAGUAUUGGAUAAGAACGGCGUGACAGGCUGGAGGAAAGAUUGGAGAUGGCCUUUGUUGAGGGACGCUGAGAAAGUAUUCCGAGAAUAG